AUGGUGUUUUUUCAAGAAACCAAGAGAGAUGUUAUUAGCUCUGAUAUGGUGAGAUCCGUUUGGCCUUUUGAUAGAUUUGAGUUUUUGGAUGUUGGUGCAAUUGGCUUUGCUGGUGGUCUUUUGUGCGUUUGGAAUCCAGGAGUCUUCUCUUUUCAUAGUAGUUGCUGUUCUAGGAAUUUUAUUAAGAUGAAUUCUGAGUUUGAAGGCGUAUUAGUAAACCUCUAUGCUCCUAAUGAUGUUGUAAAGAGAAGGGACUUAUGGGAUUUGGUCAUCAGAAUCAAGCCAUUGUUUCCCAAACCUUGGUGCAUUGGGGGCGAUUUUAAUGAGAUUAGGUGUAUGAGUGAGAGGAUUGGUUGUUCCAGGAGAAAUGUGGGUAUGCAGGACUUUAAUGAGUUCAUUGACAAGCUUGAAGGGGUGGAGCUAUCAAUGUUAGGGAGAAGGUUCACUUGGAGCAAUUCCACUGAUAACGGUAAAUGGAGUCGCAUUGAUAGGUUCAUAUUAGACUUUGAUUGGCUUGCUGUUUUCAAUUUUAAAUGUUGGGGGCUGCCUAGGUCUGUGUCUAAUCAUUGUCCUAUUAUUAUGAAGGAAGAUAGUAGGGACUGGGGUCCUAAACCUUUCAGGUUUGGAUUGAAGCAAAGGUUGAUGGGUGGGCUGGUUUUAGACUGUCCAAAAAGUUGGAUUUUUUUAAAGAAGCAUCUUAUGGAGUGGAAUGUAUCCGUUUUUGGUAACCUUACAUCCCAACUGAAACUUGUUGAGGAGGAGUUCCAUCAGCUGGACCUACUAGCUGAGUCUAGAGAGUUGUUUGCAGCUGAGUUAUCCAGAAAAGCAGAGUUGAGGGAGCUAAUUUGGAAGUUAAGUAAGAGGGCAGAGUGGUUUUGGCUUCAGAAAUCCAGACAAAACUGGGCUCUCAGAGAUGAUAAAAAUACAAGGUAUUUCCAUUUGAUGGUUAAAUGUCGGCAGAACAUUAAUCUCAUUAACUCAGUGGUAGUAAAUGGAGUGGUGGUUGAUGAUCCACUAGUAGUUAAAAGCCAGGUCUGGAAUCAUUUUAAGAGUGCUUUUUCAGAAUCAUGGAAGUUGGCCUCUGGUCUUAUUUCUUCCUUCAUUGCUCUCAUCCCCAAGUCUGAGAACCCAAAUAGCCUCAAUGAUUAUAGACCAAUUAGUCUUAUUGGUUCCAUGUAUAAGAUUCGUGCCAAAGUGUUAUUUGGCAGGCUGAAACUUAUUAUUCCAUCUAUUAUUAGACCUUCCCAAUCAGCUUUUAUGGGGGGAGAUUCAUUCUUGAUGGGGUGCUUGUUGCAAAUGAGUUUUCAUUUCGGGCUUAAAUGGAGGAAUUGGAUCAAAAGCUGCUUUACCAAGGCUAGAAUUUCUGUUUUAGUUAAUGGAAGCCCUACAGAUGAGUUUGUUCCUGAAAGGGGUUUAAGGUAA
Molecule: messenger RNA, 1422 nt
Organism: Camellia sinensis
Lineage: Eukaryota; Viridiplantae; Streptophyta; Magnoliopsida; Ericales; Theaceae
Source: RefSeq, a predicted model, not a curated record